ACAGUGUCCAGGGCUCGGUGACCGGUGUUCGGGAAAUUCGGGGUUGCCACCAUAACACGGUUAACCUUGGCACAGUCCGUAGUAUUUUUAUGCCUGUGUUUUUGUCGAAUAUCGAAAAGACUGUUCCACUGCAGUGUGCUGUAUAUAUAAAUCGUGCCCGCGCUGUUAUUCGUUAUUGUUCAUGCUUUUACAAUAUUAAAUUGCACGUCAAUCGCGGCGUGGUCGCGUUAAAUACAUAUUUACAGAUGCCUGCACCUAAUUAAUAAUUACGUCUCAUUACCAGACGAACGAAGAUAAUUAUUACACCUACUUCAAACGAACUCGUGUAAAAAAUUACCUAUGGAUACCAAUACAGUAUGGCGCGCCAGAGGUCGGGCUCGGGGGUCUAAUCCUCCUAAUCAAUUACAACAACCACAACAAUAUCGAAGACCUCGACCAAUGGUAUCACAAGUUAGAAAUAUGCAACCACAACCUGGUUCACAACAAGCAAUUAGACCACCAAGCGUUGAACAAGUAACGAGUAAAAUCAGUAGCUUGACAACAGGAGAUGUGCCAAUGCCAAUUGGUCGAGGUGCAGUUCGUGGUCGUCAAUCUAUAGAAAAUACAUAUUUUAGAUUAGUAAAACCAGAAUCUUCAAUCAGUGGAAAACAAGGAUUUACAGGUCAACCUAUUGAGUUAAUAUCAAAUUACUUUCCAAUAAAAACUUACACAGAUUGGAGUUUAUAUCAGUAUAGAGUUGAUUUUAACCCACCACAAGAUAGAAUAAAUAUUCAAAGAGGGUUAUUGAGUGUACACAAGGAGUUUUUAGGAACAUAUAUUUUUGAUGGAACAAUGUUGUUUAGUAGAAAAAAAUAUGAACCCAAUAUUUUAGAGCUGACAUCAAAACAGAUAAUGAAUGAUGAAAUAGUAAUAGUUACUUUAAAAUUUACUUCAGUCAUUGAAAAGGGUGAUUAUGUUUCUAUCCAAAUUUUUAAUUUAUUGUUACGUAAAAGCCUUGGUCAUUUGAAACUGACACUAGUUGGAAGAAAUUACUAUGAUGCAAAAGCAAAAAUUGAUAUUCCAAAGUAUAAACUUCAACUUUGGCCAGGUUAUGAGACUACAAUUGGAAUGUUUGAUAAUGGUCUAUUAUUACGGUCUGAAAUUUCAACCAAAAUUAUGAGGGAAGAGACCGUUUUUGAUUUUUUAAAAGAAUGUUUAAAGUCUAGAAAUGAAAACCCUAAUUGGAUGGUGAAAUUUAAAAUGGCCAUUAUAGGAAGUGUGGUUUUAACUAGAUAUAAUAACCAGACUUACCGAAUCGAUGAUAUUGAUGAGACAUCAAGUACUACAUCAACAUUUCUUAAAAAAGAUGGAUCUAGCAUAUCUUAUAUAGACUAUUAUAAACAAAGAUAUAAUAUAAAUAUCAGCAAUCAACGACAACCAAUGUUGAUAUCAAAAAAAAAGAAAUCUUUUAGAAUUGAAGGCGAGGAAACGGAGCUAGUGUACUUGGUUCCUGAAUUAUGUACUAUGACUGGAAUAACUCAAAAUAUGAUUAAUAAUAGAUUUCUUAUGCAAGAUAUAGCCCAGUUUACAAGAACAGAUCCUACAGAAAGAAUCAGCAAAUAUAAUACUUUUAUAAGACGGGUUCUUACUACACCCAUGUCUACAGAAUCAUUAACACAAUGGAAUUUAACAUUAAGUAAUAAACUCAUUACAAUUCCUGGUCGUGUAUUGCCACAAGAAAUGCUUUAUUCUGGUAAAAAUGAUAGUACAUAUCCAGCUGGUAUUAAUGCUGAUUGGACAGCUCACUUGCGUUCUUUACCCAUGUAUCGUCAUGCUGAAAUAUCAAAUUGGGUAAUAGUAACACCAUAUAUGUGGAGUUCUGAUGUUGGGCAAUUUACCAAUACUUUACUCAGGGUAGCUAAUAACAUGCAUUUUUCAUUAUCAAGACCAAGAAUAGUUGAAAUAAAGGAUACACAGAUAAAAACGUAUUCAGAUAGUUUGGAUCGUGUAGUUAAUGAAAUGAGUCCAUUAUUUAUUUUAUGCGUCAUUCUCACAGAGCGUAAUGAUCUUUACAGUGUUAUUAAAAGAAAACUAUGUAUUGAUAGAGGAAUUCCAUCUCAAGUUGUGUUGGCAAAACAAGUACAAAAAAACAAUAUGUCAGUUUGUACCAAAAUUGCCAUACAAAUUAAUUGUAAACUAGGAGGAGCACCAUGGCGUGUUAAAAUCCCUGAAUCAAAAAUGAUGAUAAUUGGAUUCGACGUUUAUCAUGAUAAGCAAAAUAAAAAUAAAUCUUAUGGUGCAUUAAUAGCCACAAUGGAUAAAUAUCACACUAAAUUCUUCAGCUGUGUUGAACCACACCAAAGUGGAGAGGAAAUUUCACCCUAUUUUGCAACGAGUAUAUAUAAGGCUUUAACUAAAUAUAAAAGCAUGAAUGAAGGUGCACUUCCUCAGUCCAUCAUUAUAUACAGAGAUGGUGUGGGAGAUGGACAGUUAUCAUAUGUCCAUAAAACCGAAGUUGAAAUGGUAAAGAGAACUUGUAAAGAUUUUUACGGAGAGCAAAAAGUCGGUUUGGCCUUUAUUAUAGUUAAAAAACGUAUCAGUACAAGAUUUUUUUGUAAAAAUAAAGAAAAUUAUAAAAACCCACCACCUGGAACAGUUAUUGAUAAUAGUGUCACUGACCCAACUAUGUAUGAUUUUUACCUGGUGCCUCAGCAUGUAACAAAGGGUACAGUUACGCCAACUCACUAUAAUGUAAUUGUGGAUACUCUCAAUGAAAUUCCUAGAACAAUAUUAAUUACACCAGAUAUUUUACAAAGACUUACUUAUAAGUUAACCCAUUUAUACUACAAUUGGUCGGGUACAGUAAGAGUUCCUGGUGUAUGUCAACUAGCACACAAAUUAGCAUUUUUGGUUGGAAAUUCACUCCAUACUUAUCCAAAUCCUAGUUUGGAAGAGUUUUUGUAUUUUUUAUAAGUUUUUUUCACUUUUUAUUAGUUAAUAUAGAUUUAAAUCAUUAAAUCUAAUAAAUUUUCAUGUACAAUA
Messenger RNA from Rhopalosiphum maidis (corn leaf aphid), 3021 nucleotides. RefSeq names its product piwi-like protein Siwi. Gene Ontology annotation, cellular component: P granule. The record is from RefSeq and is a predicted model, not a curated record. The coding region runs from base 340 to 2952 and encodes 870 amino acids. Gene Ontology annotation, biological process: regulatory ncRNA-mediated gene silencing. NCBI's taxonomy places the organism in Eukaryota, Metazoa, Arthropoda, Insecta, Hemiptera, Aphididae. The transcript is spliced from 18 exons. Gene Ontology annotation, molecular function: protein binding; piRNA binding.